AUGACUGAUCCAUUGACAGGCCUUUCAAGAGGAUUUGGUUUUGUUCGUUUCACGUCUGAAAUUGAUUGUGCAAGAGCUUUGGUUGAAAUGCAAGGUAUUAUUAUCCAACCUAUCACCGGUCAAGGUGGUCGUCCUCUUCGUGUUUGUCCUGCAACGCCAAAGAAUCGUUCGGCUUCCAAUCCAACGCAAAAUUCGUUGGCGUCAAAUGCAAAUGUACAGGAAAAUGGAACAGGAGGUAGUGAUGCUAACAAUACGACGGUUUUCGUUGGUGGCCUUUCUUCUCUGAUUUCUGAAGAUACUCUGAAAACAUUCUUUAUGCCAUUUGGAGAAAUCAAGUACGUGAAAAUUCCACCUGGAAAAGGAUGUGGAUUCGUUCAAUUUUUGAACAAGGCUGAUGCAGAACGUGCAAUUGACCGUAUGCAAGGAUUCCCAAUCGGAGGAGGAAGAAUUCGAUUGAGUUGGGGUCGUAGUCAAAGC
Messenger RNA from Meira miltonrushii, 477 nucleotides. Its product is annotated as RNA-binding domain-containing protein. Gene Ontology annotation, cellular component: cytosol. The transcript has 2 exons. NCBI's taxonomy places the organism in Eukaryota, Fungi, Basidiomycota, Exobasidiomycetes, Exobasidiales, Brachybasidiaceae. The record is from RefSeq and is a predicted model, not a curated record. Gene Ontology annotation, molecular function: mRNA binding. Gene Ontology annotation, biological process: mRNA splice site recognition. The annotation marks the transcript as partial.